This is a messenger RNA of Moesziomyces antarcticus, 600 nucleotides long. RefSeq lists its product as uncharacterized. Bases 1 to 600 code for a protein of 199 amino acids. The record is from RefSeq and is a predicted model, not a curated record. Gene Ontology annotation, cellular component: nucleus. The transcript has 4 exons. Lineage: Eukaryota; Fungi; Basidiomycota; Ustilaginomycetes; Ustilaginales; Ustilaginaceae.
AUGGCGCGCAAGAAGAGGAAAGCGCCACAGCUCGAGGCAUGGUGCUGGUACUGCGAUCGCGAGUUCGAGGAUGAGAAAGGAGGCCUAUCGGUGCAUCUCACGCAAGUGCACAAAGCACAGCCAGACAAGAUUGAGAACACGUUGCCGGGGCGGGAUUCUUUCGAGAUCGAGAUCUAUGGCAUGGCGGGCAUUCCAGAGACGGACCUUGCCGAAUGGAAGGAGAGACGAGCAGCGCAAAGAGCCGAUGGCAACGUGCCGGUGCAAAAUAAGCGACCAAGGAUCGAGAAGCUGGUGCUGUCCAAGGAGCAGCUGCGCAUUCAAUUGGCGGCGCACAAGGCAUUGAUGAGCGGACAGGCGCCAAUGCCCGGACUUGGUGCAGGUCCGCCGCCCGGCUUUCCGCCGGCAGGACCAUUCUCGGUCCCACCGCCAGCAUUCGGGGUUCCUCCACCCAACUUUGCGAGGCCGCCUCCCACGCAACCACCGCCCGGGUUCGGCGCGCCUCCACCAGGGAGCAUGCCCAACGCGCCGCCAGGCUAUGCUCCGCCUGCAGGUGACGAUGGCCGAGAUCAGCGCAAGGUCAAAGCUGCGGACCUCUUCUGA